AUGGGCACUUAUGGAUACAUGGCUCCUGAAUAUGCUAUAGAUGGACUUUUUUCGGUGAAAUCUGAUGUGUUUAGCUUUGGAGUGCUCGUUUUGGAGAUUGUGAGUGGAAAGAAAAACAGAGGAUUUCAUCAUCCUAAUCACGACCUCAACCUUUUGGGACAUGCUUGGAAACUAUGGACGGAAGGAAAUCCUAUGGAUCUUUUGGAUGCUUCAUUAGUGAAUCUGAACUCAGAAUCUGAAGUUUUAAGGUGUAUCCACGUCGGCUUGUUGUGUGUACAACAACGCCAUGAAGACAGACCUAUUAUGUCUAAUGUUUUAUUAAUGUUAGACAUCGAGCACCCGGUGGUUUCUCAACCUAAACAACCUGGUUUUUACUCGGAAAGAUCACUUAUUGACAUGGCUACGUCUUCAUCAACAGGAAAUAAACUUCAUACUUCUAAUGAAAUAACUGUAACAUUAUUACAAGGGUGGAACAGAAGGACUGGAUUGAACGCGUCUUUCACAUCCUGGAAAUCUCGUGAUGAUCCCGGAACUGGUAACUAUGCAUUGAAAAUAGAGUUUACUGGCACGCCCCAGUUUUAUUUGUUAAAGGGUACAAACAGGUUAUGGCGAACCGGACCCUGGAAUGGGCUUGGAUGGAGUGGUAUGCCAGAAAUGGUUUCAAAUUUCAUCUUCAAAAUUUUUUAUGUUGAAAAUGAUGAUGAAGUGACUAUAACAUACUCUAUAAAAGACCCAUCAAUCUUUUCAAGAUUGGUGGUAAAUGAAUCUGGGACUCUGGAACGGCUUACUUGGCAAGGAAAUGAGCGUGGAUGGGCAAGAUUUUGGUAUGCACCCAGAGAUCAAUGUGACAGUUAUGCACACUGUGGAGCGUUCAGCAGUUGUGACCUAUUCAAUUUGAGUGACUUUGAAUGUUCAUGCCUUCCAGGAUUUGAGCCCAAGCUAGAACGUCAAUGGUACCUACGGGAAGCAUCACAUGGAUGUAAAAGAAAGCAAGGAGAAAAUAUUUGUGGUAAUGGAGAUGGAUUUAAGAAGGAGAUAAAUGCGAAAGUCCCCGACGCUUCAAUUACACAUGUGAAUAAGAGUUUAGAACUGAAAGAAUGUCAAGAAUUGUGCCUAAAAAAUUGUUCAUGCACAGCUUUUGCAACUGCUAAUAUCAGUGGAGGAGGAAAUGGUUGCAUCACUUGGCAUGGAGCCCUGGUAGAUAUCAGGCGCUUCCCAAACAGGGGCCAGGAUUUGUACAUAAGAGUUCCUGCUGCAGAGAUAGUUCAGGGUACGAGGGACUCAAAAGGCUUUCGUGGGAAGAGAUUGAUGACAACUGUGAUCGUGUUAAGUUUAGCAAUGCUUCUCAUACUCUUCUUAGCAUGCUGGUUGUGGAAGAAGAAGAGAAAAGGUACAGAAGGACAGAGAAAGCGUCCAUUUAACUUUAACAUGGGUUUAACAUCCUAUGGCAGUAGGGCAGAGGAGAUGGAAGGUAGCGGAACAAAUGUUGAAGUGCCAAUCUUGGAUCUGAGCACCAUUGUUUCAGCCACUGAAAAUUUUUCUCUGGCUAAUAAACUUGGAGAAGGUGGCUUUGGUGCAGUUUACAAGGGUCGGCUUCCCAGUGGGCAAGAGAUAGCUGUCAAAAGACUGUCAAAAAUAUCAGGACAAGGGAAUGAAGAAUUCAAAAAUGAAAUCACGCUGAUUGCAAGACUCCAGCACAGAAAUCUUGUAAGACUUUUGGGAUGUUGCAUUCAACAAGAUGAGAAGAUGUUAAUAUACGAGUACCUCCCAAACAAAGGCUUAGACUAUUUUAUCUUCGAUGAAGCAAGAAGAUCACUUAUAGACUGGAGCCAAGAUAAAGCGAAUACAAGUAGAGUAGUUGGAACCUAUGGUUAUAUGUCACCAGAAUAUGCAAUGGAAGGGCAAUUCUCAAUAAAGUCUGACGUUUACAGUUUUGGGGUUUUGCUGUUGGAGAUCAUCUGUGGCAGGAAGAAUAGCAGUUAUUUUGAAGACAAUACCGUUAAUUUGAUUGGAUAUGUUUGGGACUCGUGGAGAGAAGAGAGAGCAUUGGAUGUAGUAGAUUCAUCACUCGAAAACUCUUAUGAAGCCAAUAAAAUUUUGAGGUGCAUGCAUGUUGGUCUUCUGUGCGUGCAAGAAUAUGCUCCUGAUCGGCCAACAAUGUCAGAAGUACUUUUCAUGCUAUGCAAUGAAACAACUCUUCCUUAUCCUAAAAAACCUGCAUUUAUCUUCAAGAAAGAUAACACUACUCUAUACUCAUCAUCAGCUAGUGUAGAAAACAGAUCUGUGAAUGAUAUGUCAAUUACUGUGGUUGAACCUCGCUAA
Messenger RNA from Fraxinus pennsylvanica, 2322 nucleotides. The record is from the annotation of a GenBank genome assembly. NCBI's taxonomy places the organism in Eukaryota, Viridiplantae, Streptophyta, Magnoliopsida, Lamiales, Oleaceae.